UCACUGUGUCAAAGAGCACAAAGUUCAUGUGCUGAGCAGUGAAGCAGUGAGUUAACAGUGAUUCCUGGCAGCUGAGGAAAGAAACGACUUCCCACAUGGACUCUAACACUGCCGGCAACGUGAAAUAUGAUCGCUGGAAUGAGACCGUCAACAUGAAUGAAGAGGCCUCACAGUCCACUACGAUGAGGAUCUACAACAGAGUGUGCAGGCCUAUUGUCAGCAGUGGAAUAGCAGUGAAGGCAGCAGGAGCUUUGUCUGUAGUGGUGUCCAUGUACAUUCUAGGAUAUGUAACAGGAUACUACAUCCAUAAGUGUUGAUGAUGGAGACAAGACAUUUCAGAUGAACCACGUUAAUGGGAAACCAAAUCAACUGAAGAACAAGUUACAUUUUUGAUGGGAUUCCUCAUUGUUCAUAUCAACAUUUUUGACACACGGGAACUGAAAGUUAUGUAAAUUAAAUCUAUAUUCUGAUUAAUA
Messenger RNA from Scomber scombrus (Atlantic mackerel), 476 nucleotides. RefSeq names its product small integral membrane protein 1 (gene smim1). NCBI's taxonomy places the organism in Eukaryota, Metazoa, Chordata, Actinopteri, Scombriformes, Scombridae. The record is from RefSeq and is a predicted model, not a curated record. Bases 96 to 317 code for a protein of 73 amino acids. The transcript is spliced from 2 exons.